Molecule: messenger RNA, 1475 nt
Organism: Sorghum bicolor (sorghum)
Lineage: Eukaryota; Viridiplantae; Streptophyta; Magnoliopsida; Poales; Poaceae
Product: 15-cis-zeta-carotene isomerase, chloroplastic
Exons: 4
Coding region: 174-1289 (371 amino acids)
Biological process (GO): carotene biosynthetic process
Cellular component (GO): chloroplast
Molecular function (GO): 9,15,9'-tri-cis-zeta-carotene isomerase activity
Source: RefSeq, a predicted model, not a curated record
CGCACCGCAUCCUCCGCCCACCCUCCCCCAAAGAUGCCACCAUCGUCUCUGUGACUGAGGCUGCGACCUCGUCGCCGCCCCAUUUCACUUCCCACUACCGCCUUCGCCACCGCCGCUCCCCUCCACCGCUCCAGUUCCACCCGUACACGCACACGCUCUCCGCGGUCCACGCCAUGGCCUCCCAGCUCCGCCUCCACCUCGCGGCCACACCACCUCUCCUCCUUCCGCACCGCCGCCGACCGCACCUCCCGCGGCCGCUCCGCCCCACCCUAAACCCAAUCCGAGCGCCGCUCCCCGCUCUCCCAGUCCCACGCGUUCUCUCCCACGCUCGUCCCGCCUGGGCGGUCGGGGGAGGCGUCGAGCCGAAGGAGGGUGUUGUCGCGGAGGGGGAGGCGUCUGGCGGGGAGGAGCCCCUGCUCGUGGGGGAGGAUUCCGCUGCGUUCGAGCUCAAGGACCAGAGCAUGGCGUCGUGGGCUUACUUCGCCGUUAUACUUGCCGCGGUGCUCGUUGCGCUCAACGUGCUGUGGAUCGACCCCGGUACCGGGGUCGGGACCAAAUUCCUCGACGCUGUCGCCUCCGUCUCCGAUAGCCACGAGGUUGUUAUGUUGCUCCUUACCAUAAUUUUUGCUUUAGUUCAUAGUGGUAUGGCAAGCCUACGGGAAAGUGGUGAGAAAAUACUAGGGGAGCGUGCUUACCGUGUGCUGUUCGCUGGAAUUUCACUGCCUUUAGCAGUUACUACUAUUGUAUACUUCAUAAAUCAUCGGUAUGAUGGUAUCCAAUUAUGGCAAGUUCAGGGAACCACUGGCAUUCAUGAGCUUGUUUGGUUAUCAUCGUUCAUUUCGUUCUUCUUUCUGUAUCCAUCUACAUUCAAUCUUUUGGAAGUGGCAGCUGUGGACAAGCCUAAAUUACAUAUGUGGGAAACAGGAAUAAUGCGUAUCACCAGACAUCCACAGAUGGUUGGUCAGGUAAUUUGGUGCCUUGCUCAUACACUAUGGAUUGGCAACUCAGUUGCCGUUGCGGCCUCUGUCGGACUUAUUGGCCACCAUCUCUUUGGUGCUUGGAACGGUGACAGGAGGCUGGUGUCACGCUAUGGUGAAGCCUUCGAAGUCCUGAAGAAGAGAACAAGUGUUGUGCCCUUUGCUGCGAUCGUUGAUGGACGGCAGAAACUGCCCAAAGAUUAUCACAAGGAGUUCUUUCGGUUACCAUAUGUAGCAAUCACAAUAUUAACCUUGGGUGCAUACUUUGCUCAUCCAUUGAUGCAGGCAUCCAGCUACCAACUUCCCUGGUAAUGCUAUAAAUCUAUGUACAUAUAUGCUCAGUACUGAAAGUACCACAAACAAAAAGAAGAGAAAUAUGUGCUCCUCCGGUAUACUUAGAUGAACGCCAUUUCGUGUAAGGGGAACUUUUGUAUAUGGCAUUGUUCAAAACCUUUAUCUAUGAUCUACCACAUUAAAAAUCAUAUCCUGUUGGUGUCA